UAUGCAUGUGAGAAUGAGUCUUUCUGGGCCCUCCCUGGUCUCGGAUGUGAGAAUGCAGACAAGCUAGGAAAUGCUGAUCCUGCCAUAAAUUAGACAAAGGAACUAAACCGAAGGGAUCCUUUGUCACAAAAUCCUCCUGACCUCCCAUUCCAAAUGAGGUAAUGCACAAAGAAAACUCAGAAGCCACGACCAUUUGGUUCCCUAUCCUCUGGAGGUUUUGACGUCUGCAGCAGGAAGCCCUUCCCCCUUCUGAGUUUUGAUAGCACAUGACUUUAAAGAAGAAAGAGAAGGGAGGGGAAGUGAUUUUCAGAGUUAGUGGUCACACAUCUUUUUUGUCAUUGUUUUGUUGUUUGUUUAUUGAUCUCUCAGCCUCCCCUCUCUCUGUUCCUUCCCAGCCCCUGUCUGCCUCCUAAGCCCCUCUCAGUGUCAUCACACACACACACACACACACACACACACACACACACACACACCCCAAUCCACUGCUCCUCCAUUUCCCUUCAGGAAAGAGCAGGCUUCUUCCCAGUGGUUUUAACCUAACAUAAAACAACAAGAUACAAUAAGACUAGACACAAAGCCUCAUGGUAAGGUUGGGACAAGGCAACCCAGGGAGAAAAGGUUCCCAAGAGCAGGCGCCAACUCUUUUUUCUUUUUCUAUUUUUUUUUCUAUUUUUUUCAGAGCUGGGGACCGAACCCAGGGCCUUGUGCUUGCUAGGCAAGCACUCUACCACUGAGCUAAAUCCCCAACCCCGCGCCAUCUCUUUUUAAGGCAGGACAUAUUCUUUCUUCUGAAAAAAGAUGCCUGGCACUGAGUUUCCAGUCCAACACAUUUCCUUUCAUGAAUGUUCCAGACCAUACUCUCUCAGCAACCACUGCCUGAAUGUGCAGAAUCUCCCAGGUGCUUGAAUAGAUAGGAUUUAUGAACCUAGACUUCUAAAUCGCUGUGUUCUGUUUUCCCUGUUCCAAUGAGGGGCAGGGAAGUUGGCCGGAGGUAAAAAAUAAAAAUGCUUCUGUAUUUUAAUUAACGAGAGAAAAAGUUGUGGUGUUGUAGAAAGAAUUAGGCAGGAGUGGCCAGUUUAGUUCAGUGUAGGAAAGAGCCUCCUCACCUCGUGGGUGGGUGCUCCGUGGCCUGCCACUGUGGAUCCCUCUAGACUGGAUGAGUUUCUUCAGGCUUACAGCCCCCACCUGUCCCAGAGGAGAAACAAGACUGAGGGUCAAGUUGCUGCUCUAUUUUGGAAGCCAAGUCAGAAGAAGAGCGCCUCCAUCUCAUCCGGGGACUUCUGGCUGAGAACAAGGACCAGCAGGAGGGAUUUUUAACAGAAAUAAAGACAACGUGGAAAUGGCUAUGGGUGAUGUCACCAAGUUCUAGCAGUCCCAUCUGUUGGUUGAUUGACACCAAGGAUGGGGUGGUGGGUGGGAAGGACUGAAAUUUCAGGUCGGAUGGAACCCCAACACCCUCUGGUUCACAAGACAGAUCCAGAACAUAUGAUAGCGGAGAGAUGAGGGCUUGAGCACCGAUCUUCUCUGGGCCCCUCCCAUGCUGGACUCACGCGAGGGGCCAGCCUCCUCCUCGGUAGUGAUCCGGCCCAGAUAGCGCCCUAGGUGCCAGGUCGGGUUCCCGAUCACACCGAUGCGCUUUAAGAGGCUGAGCUGUGCUUUCGCCUCCUUCGCGCGUCCUUCCAAGGGAGCUAGCCUUUGUCCAGCCGGGUGCCUAGAGCCCGGCAGCAGGGGCUUGAGGCUCGGGUGGGGCGCCGGCCUCCGGGCGAGGCCGCUCGCGCGCGGGGCUGGCCGCUGUCCGCGGUGCUGAAGCGGCGGGCGCGGCGGGGAGGCGGGCCCCCGGCGCAGCGCAUCUCAGACCCCAGCGCCGCCCUCCUCGCGGACUCACCGCGGCGGCAGCCGGCACAGCACCGAGACGCGCUGAGAGCGCGGCGGGAAGGUGGAGGCUGACUGAGUCCCCGCGGUCCCGGGGCCGGAUCCACAUCCACUCUGGAGAGCCCCUCCCUGGGAUGACUCUGGGGACGACGACGAAGAGCCUGCUGCCCCUGCUGACAACAGUGAUCUCCACCACACUCUUAAGACCCUCUCACUGAAGCUAGACGACCUCGGCACGUGCAAUGACCUCAUUGCCAAGCAUGGCGCUGCCCUCCAGCGCUCCCUGAAUGAGCUGGACAGUCUUAAGAUCCCAUCAGAGAGUGGGGAGAAGCUGAAGGUUGUGAACGAGCGGGCCACCCUCUUCCGCAUCACAUCAAAUGCUAUGAUCAACGCCUGUAAGGACUUCCUGGAACUAGCGGAGAUUCACAGCCGGAAAUGGCAGCGGGCUCUGAAUUAUGAGCAGGAGCAACGAGUCCACCUGGAGGAAACCAUUGAGCAGUUGGCCAAGCAGCACAACAGUCUUGAACGGGCCUUCUGCAACACCCCUGGCGGGCCAGCCAGCUCCAGCAAGAGCUUCAGCGAGGGAAGCUUCUUGACUUCCAAAGGGGAGAACAGUGAAGAAGAUGAAGAUACUGAGUACUUUGAUGCCAUGGAAGACUCCACAUCUUUCAUCACCGUAAUCACCGAGGCCAAGGAAGACAGCAACAUCAUCAAUCCUUAUGGUUCUGCAACCAGGGUGAACCUGCUCUCCUCAUCUCCAAGGGUUCUGGGCUCCAUACAGUCAACUGCUUCCUGCCCGUCUCCUGAGGCUCUGGCUGCCUGGCUGAGCCACACUGCCCAUCCACAGGCUCCUAGAGCCCGGGCCCAUCAGCCUCAGUGCCCCUGCAGAAAGCCUGAGGGUGGACCUGGGACGACCUCUGUGGACUGGACCUCAGCAGAUAAUGUACGUGAGGUAUUAGAUGGUGCCUCAUUCAUGCCCAAGGAUUCAUGCAAAGUGAAGAGGCGAGUCCGGAUCCCUGACAAACCCAACUAUAGCCUUAACCUCUGGAGCAUCAUGAAGAAUUGCAUUGGCCGAGAGCUCUCCCGGAUCCCCAUGCCGGUGAACUUCAAUGAGCCCCUGUCCAUGCUCCAGCGACUUACAGAGGACCUCGAGUACCACCACCUGCUGGACAAGGCGGUGAACUGCACCAGCUCUGUGGAGCAGAUGUGCCUGGUGGCUGCCUUCUCGGUGUCCUCCUACUCCACCACCGUGCACCGCAUCGCCAAGCCCUUCAACCCGAUGCUGGGGGAGACCUUCGAGUUGGAUCGCCUGGAGGACAUGGGCCUGCGUUCUCUCUGCGAGCAGGUGAGCCAUCACCCCCCGUCUGCUGCCCACCACGUGUUCUCUAAGCAUGGCUGGAGCCUCUGGCAGGAGAUCACCAUCGCCAGCAAGUUCCGGGGGAAAUACAUCUCCAUCAUGCCACUUGGUGCCAUCCACCUCGAAUUCCAGGCCAGUGGCAAUCACUACGUGUGGAGGAAGAGUACCUCCACUGUGCACAACAUCAUCGUGGGCAAGCUCUGGAUUGACCAGUCAGGGGACAUUGAGAUUGUGAACCACAAGACCAAGGACCGGUGCCAGCUGAAGUUCGUGCCCUACAGCUACUUCUCCAAAGAGGCAGCCCGAAAGGUGACUGGAGUGGUGAGCGACAGCCAGGGCAAGGCCCACUACGUGCUGUCAGGUUCCUGGGAUGAGCAGAUGGAGUGUUCUAAGAUUGUGCACAGCAGCCCCAGCUCUGAUGGGAAGCAGAAAACCGUGUACCAGACGCUGCCAGCCAAGCUGCUAUGGAGGAAAUACCCACUGCCGGAGAACGCGGAGAACAUGUACUAUUUCUCGGAGCUGGCCCUGACCCUCAACGAGCAGGAGGAGGGCGUGGCGCCCACCGACAGCCGCCUGCGGCCGGACCAGCGGCUGAUGGAGAGGGGCCGCUGGGACGAGGCCAACACCGAGAAGCAGCGCCUGGAGGAGAAGCAGCGCCUGAACCGGCGACGGCGGCUGGAGUCGUGCACGGCCGGCUGUGGCGGGGAGGAAGAGAAGGAGUCAGAUGGCUAUUCGCCGCUGUGGUUCGAGAAGAGGCUGGACCCGCUGACCGGGGAGAUGGCCUGCAUAUACAAGGGCGGCUACUGGGAGGCCAAGGAGAAGAAGGACUGGCACAUGUGCCCCAACAUCUUCUGAGCCACUCCUGCGGAAAAUACAGGCACCUGCACUGCCUGUCAGACUUUUCUUUAAUGCACCCGAUUUAAUACAGAACCCACCAAUGCGUGUGUGCGCACGCGCGUGACCACACCGCUUAAGAAGGGGUAAGGGCUGACCUGGGUUCUUGCCAGCCCCAGGUCGCCGGGUCACGUGUGCCCGUUGUUAUCAUUGACUUGGGCCCCAUGGGCACCCUAGUUCCCAGUUACCACAACUCAGGCCGGCUGGCCGGGCCAUGGGCUGCCCAGGUCACUAACCCCAACCCAGGGAGGAAAUAUUUCCCUCCUAGGGAGCCUCUUUUGACUUUUUUAAGAAAAAAAAAUAUCCAUUUCUUUCCAACGAUGAGGUUUAGUAAAUAUUUUUAGCACAUCACUUAGAAGACUCACUUUCCAAGUGUUCGUUCUUGCCACAGAACGGUUCUGGCAAGAAGCCCGUUUUUAAAGACCUGAGGAAGCCAGGCCCCUUUGAAUGGGGAACACUUCAAACACAGCCCGGCUUUCUAGCUGGACUGUCCAAGCUCCAGGAGCGCAACACCCGCAGAGACAGCAGGAAGCCUGGCUGGCCGGCCCAGCAUGGCAUGCAGAGCCCGAAGGGGGAAGGCAGUCAAAGGCAGCCGCCCCCCCCCCCCCGUGCCAGGCCUUGGCCAUGGUGGGGCAGUAUCCCAGUCCCAAAGAGGCCAGGAAGGGCUGAAAGGCAGGGCCCUUAGGUGCUUCCUGCCCAAGAAUCAGGCCCCCAAAUCAGCAAUAAGGAACAAACCCUUCCUUUAGCCUGGGCUGGUGACCCAGGCUCCCAACACCUGGCCUCCCGCCUUGUCCUUCGGCGGCAUCAGGGUGCCUCACUCCGAAGUCCUGACAUCUUUAUUUGCCUAAUUUAUAUAUAUAUAUGAUAUACAAAUAUAUAUGACAUAGCUAUUUUGCUUAAAUUUCUAUGAUACGUGAAAGUGAAAAAUGAUGAAGACAGACUGCCUGUCUGAGUUUGGCCUCCUGCCAGCCCCGCCCUCUCCUUGUAGCCCUCCCAGUGGCUUCUGCCAACCUUAGAAAUGAAACCUGCCCCUCAGACCCUCUGCCUCCAACCCAUCUCACUUCAGUUUGAUCUGGAAAGUUCAUUGCAGGGCCUUUCUUUCUACUCCAGGCCUGGUUUUGUUUUUUGUUUUGUUUUUUAUUAAAAAAGAAAAAGAAAACACCACGUAUGAAAUGCCUUACAAUGCCCACUCUAGAGAGGGGGUGGGAAGGGCGGGGGAGGGAAGGUCACUCGGUCUCCCUCAGAGCUGGAAUGUACCCCUUCCCAGCAGGCUGAGCAAGCAAGCACCUUCUGAUCAUAAUAAAAACCUUGGUUCUGGAGUUUUCCACA
Molecule: messenger RNA, 5452 nt
Organism: Rattus norvegicus (Norway rat)
Lineage: Eukaryota; Metazoa; Chordata; Mammalia; Rodentia; Muridae
Source: RefSeq, a predicted model, not a curated record